CGAAGUAAACAUGCUUAAGUUUACUGCUACGGUGCUUUUUCUGGUUUCUCUGACGUUCACGUUUGCGGACGCGCAAGGGUGGAGGUGCAGCAAUGGCGCGGUGUUUACAACGUGCGGAUCGUGCGAAAGAACCUGCAACAAUCUGGAUCCAAUUUGUACAAAGGAAUGCCGAGUAGGUUGUCACUGUCCUGAGAAUUACGCCCGGAAUAUCAAUGGCAGAUGCAUUCCGAUUACGGAAUGUUGAAAACCCACGACAG
This is a messenger RNA of Diprion similis, 257 nucleotides long. RefSeq names its product chymotrypsin inhibitor-like. The transcript is spliced from 3 exons. The record is from RefSeq and is a predicted model, not a curated record. NCBI's taxonomy places the organism in Eukaryota, Metazoa, Arthropoda, Insecta, Hymenoptera, Diprionidae. Bases 11 to 244 code for a protein of 77 amino acids.